AUGUGGCUAUCAAAAGAAGAGUGCACGGAAACUGUCUCGAAGGCGUGGAAAGAGGGGGAGGGGUGUGCGCCACAUCAACGUAUUGCUUUGUGUGCUAAGCAGCUAACUAAGUGGGCUACAAAAUCUUUCGGAGAGUUAAAGAAAAAAAUCAGCAAGUGUGAGGCUGCUCUACAGGAGGCUCAAGGUGCUCAAAUUGACGCAAGGAUGCUGGAUACUUGUGAAAAAUUGGCGGAGGAAAUUAAUGAGCUUCGAAGAAUGGAGGAGUCAUACUGGUACACAAGGUCUCGGGCAAACGAAAUGCGGGAUGGAGAUAAAAAUACGGCUUAUUUUCACAGGAAAGCAAGUCAACGGAAAAAGAAAAACCGCAUAGAUGGUUUGUUCGAUUUGAGUGGGGAGUGGCGCACUGAUGAGGGGCAGAUUAGGAGCAUUAUCUCAGAGUACUUUGGGUCGCUCUUUUCUACAGACAACCCUACUGAUUUUGCAACAGCUCUGGAGGGCGUGGAACGGGUCGUAUCUGAUGAUAUGAACAAUGUGAUGUGUUCGGUGCCAAGUUCGGAGGAAAUAAAAAAUGCUCUUUUUCAAAUGCACCCUAACAAAGCCCCAGGAACAGAUGGCCCCGAUAUUGUUACUUUGGUGAAAAAUUGGUGGAAGGGUUUAGUUGAUAUUUCAGAUAUUAAUAAGACUUGCAUUGUGUUAAUUCCUAAAUGUAAUGACCCGAAUGCUUUUAUUCCGAGAAGGUUGAUAACUGACAAUGCCAUGAUUGUUUUUGAGAUUUUUCACUCAAUGAAGCGGGGAGGUGAAGGGAGAGAUGGAACUGUGGCCCUAAAAUUGGACAUGAGCAAGGCGUACGAUAGAGUGGAGUGGAGUUUUCUAAAGAUGGUUAUGUGUAAGAUGGGUUUUUCGGAGUUGUGGAUCCGUCGGGUUAUGGAGUGUAUUUCCAGUGUGUCUUUCCCUUUUAAGGUGAAUGAUGAGAUUUUUGGUUCGGUGGCUCCAUCUCGAGGUCUUCGACAAGGGGAUCCGAUUUCUCCUUAUUUAUUUCUAUUAUGUGCGGAUGCUUUUUCUUGUCUACUUUCAAAGGCCGCUCAUGAGAAGAAAUUGAGAGGGGCGAGAAUAUGCAAAGCUGCUCCUAGGGUGUCUCACUUGUUUUUCGCCGAUGAUAGUAUUUUGUUUGCAAAAGCUACUCUGCAGGAAUGCUCGAAAAUUGCUGAUAUAACCAGGGUGUAUGAAAGAGCAUCUGGCCAGAAAGUCAAUUUAGACAAAACAGAAGUUGCUUUUAGUAAGUGUGUUUCCAUCGAAAGAAGACAAGAGAUUGUUGAUACUUUAGGGGUUCGCGAAGUAGACAGACAUGAGAAGUACUUGGGGUUGCCGACGAUCAUAGGGAAGUCCAAAAAGGCCAUCUUUGCUUUCUUGAAAGAGAGGAAUUGGAAGAAAUUAAGCAGUUGGAAGGAAAAAUUGUUGUCAAGACAGGGUAAGGAGGUGUUGAUCAAAGCGGUAGCUCAAGCAAUUCCGACUUACAUUAUGAGUAUGUUCAAGAUCCCGGAGGGCCUUAUUGAUGAAAUUCACAAGUUAUUGUGUAGAUUUUGGUGGGGGUCGACGGUGGACCAGAGGAAAAUGCAUUGGAAAAGUUGGGAGAGAUUAUGCUUACCGAAGGCAAAAGGGGGAUUGGGAUUUCGGGAUCUAAAAUGUUUCAAUCAAGCUUUGUUAGCUAAACAGAGAAGCAUUUGGGGUGCUAAGGGUCUGCUAAGGGAUGACAUGGUGUGGAGGGUGGGUAACGGAAUAGACAUUAAAGUUUGGUCGGAUGCAUGGCUAGUUAAGGAUGGGCGACCUUCUGUUCUACUUCGACCUGCUGGGGUUGAUGAUGGUAUGCUGGUUAGGGAUCUUAUGGUUGAUGGGGCUUUAUGUUGGGAUGCUGCUAAGGUGCGUGAACUGCUUGAUGAUGAGAGUGCAGCUGCUGUUCUUUCUACCCCAUUACCCCAGCAUAAUAAGGCAAACUGUAGGUACUGGAGCUACACAAAGAAUGGGAUUUUCUCGGUAAAGACAACAUAUUGGUUAGCAAGGAGUGUGGGCAAUGAGGUUGUUGUUAGCAGCCACGCAGAGGAGCUAUGGUCUUCAGUGUGGAAAAUGAGCGGGCCACCAAAGCUUAAGCACUUUAUAUGGAGUGCUGUGAAGGGUAACUUAGCAGUUAUGGACAGGUUGGUGGGGCGUCACGUGCGCGAGGAUGCCUCCUGCCAGGUCUGUGGUGAUCAGAGGGAAACAAUAAUCCAUUCCCUUUUUCAUUGCACUGCUGCGUCGGAAAUUUGGUCUCACAGUGGCUUGGCUGAUCAACUCGUGGAUGCUCCAACUGAUUCUUUCUUGGCACGUUGGAGCUGGCUGCAGGGUAAGGUGGAUGGGCAGGCUUUGAAAUGCAUGGCAACCCUCAUGUGGGCAGCAUGGAGGUGUAGGAACCUGAUCGUUUUCGAGAAUGAAACACCUAAUUUUGUUCUUCUAGCUGCUGGGUUUUGCAAGUUGGUGAGUGAUUAUGAUGAAUAUGCAAAGAAAGUGUUCUUGCCUAUACCUCAGCCAAGUGUUGGUAGCAGCAUGAGAUGUGGCUAUGCUGGUCUUGGAGUAGUGUUCCGAGAUGAAAAUGGUGGCCUCCUUUUGACAACAACAAAAAGAACUGAACUCUCUUCCCCGGAAUGCAUUGAAGCUCAGGCUGUGAGGUAUGCUCUUACCCUUGCUCGAAGGUUUGGUCACAGAAAUGUAUGGGUGGAAUCUGAUGCAAUAAAUGUGAUCAAGGCAAUUGUUUCAAGAGCUUCGGGAUUUUCCCCAAUACACAUCGUCUAUGAUGAUAUUAUGUUAGAUAGAGCUUGGUUUAAUGUUUGUUUGUUUUCUCAUGCGAAGAGAAGUUGUAAUACCGUAGCCCACUUGGUUGCAAGGGGUGAUACGGGUGACAGUUUGGAGGUUGUUCGUUUUAGUGCUUUUCCCCAAAGCAUUAUUACUCUGGCGGAAUUGGACCUCUCUUCGUAA
Chenopodium quinoa (quinoa) is the source of this 3006-nucleotide messenger RNA. RefSeq lists its product as uncharacterized. Lineage: Eukaryota; Viridiplantae; Streptophyta; Magnoliopsida; Caryophyllales; Amaranthaceae. The record is from RefSeq and is a predicted model, not a curated record. Gene Ontology annotation, molecular function: RNA-DNA hybrid ribonuclease activity; nucleic acid binding. The coding region runs from base 1 to 3006 and encodes 1001 amino acids. The transcript is spliced from 5 exons.